UCACAGACGGAAAGAGAAGACAGGCAGGAUCCGUCUCUCACCCCUUCCCAAGCUGCCUGCCAGUGAAUCUCCUUGGCUGCCAGUGCAGCGUGUGUCCCCAGGGCACACAGGUUACUGUGUGGGGCACGGGGCGCAGGCUCUGGGUACAAGACUGGGCUCAUCAACCGGUACAGGAGUGAGCAUGGCAGGGCAGCGGGCGCUGCUGCUAGCCAGCUUCCUUCUGCCUGGGUUCCUGCUCUCAGAGGCCGCCAAGAUCCUAACUCUGUCCUUAGUGGGUGGGAGCCAUCAUCUACUGCUGGACCGGGUGUCUCAGAUUCUUCAAGAUCAUGGUCAUAAUGUCACCAUGCUUCAGCAGAGAGGGAAUUCGUUAAUACCAGAUUUUAAAGAGAAGGAAACAUCAUACCAAGUUAUCCCUUGGCUCCCACCUGAAGAUUUUAACAAAGAAUUGAAGAAGCCUCUAAAUUUUUUUCUUAAAGAAGCUUUGGUUGGCAGAGAUAUAUUUGGAAGCUUUUUAAAACUUAUGGAGCUCCUGGGGUUUCAAUGCAGCCAUUUUCUAAGGAGAAGUGAUAUCAUGGAUUCCUUAAAGAAUGAGAACUUUGACCUGGUGAUAGUUGAAAAUUUUGGCUACUGUCCUUUCCUCAUUGCUGAAAAGCUUAGAAAACCAUUUGUGUCCAUUCUCUCUUCCUUGUUUGGUGCAAUAGAUUUUGGACUACCAAGCCCUCUGUCUUAUGUGCCAGUAUUUAAUUCUUUGCUAACCGACCACAUGGACUUCUGGGGCAGAAUGAAGAAUUUUCUGAUGUUCUUUGAUUUUACCGUGAAACAGAGGCAAAUCCAGUCUACAUAUGACAACACCAUCAAGGAACAUUUUCCAGAAGGCUCUAGGCCGGUUUUGUCUCAUUUUCUAAAGAAAGCAGAGCUGUGGUUUGUUAACUCUGACUUUGCCCUUGAAUUUGCUAGGCCCCUGCUUCCCAACACUGUGUAUGUUGGAGGCUUAAUGGCCAGACCUGUUGAACCAGUACCACAAGUAAGUGAAAAUGUAGCUCUCUAUAUGGGCUUCAUACAGAGCUCUUUAGUGCAGAGCUGGUACAAGUCAGCAGUGGUGGCUGCCAGCAUCAUCAGGCGCUCCCACCCCUGAUCCCAGAGGCUGGUGGGCUAGAUCGACCACAUCCUCCAGAUAGGGGGUGCGGCCCACCUCAAGCCCCAUGCCCUGCAGCAGCUGUGGCACGAGCAGUACCUGUUGGAUGUGGUUUUGUUCCUGCUGGUGGUCACCCUGGGCACCCUGUGGCUCUGUGGGAAGCUGCUGGGCAUUAUGGCCAGGUGGCUGUGUGGGGCCAGGAAGCUGAAGAAGGCCUGAUGGGGGCAGCCUUGAUGGGUGUUUGGGGAGCCACUGGUUCUAGAAGGCUUCCCCCAGCACAGGACAGCCCUGGUGUCAUCCCCAUAUUGGCACUUGAUGGUGGCACACAAAUUGCUCUUCACUAUUUUCUGCCUCUGUUUAC
Molecule: messenger RNA, 1496 nt
Organism: Hyaena hyaena (striped hyena)
Lineage: Eukaryota; Metazoa; Chordata; Mammalia; Carnivora; Hyaenidae
Product: UDP-glucuronosyltransferase 3A1-like
Exons: 6
Molecular function (GO): UDP-glycosyltransferase activity
Source: RefSeq, a predicted model, not a curated record